UUCUGUCUGACCGUUCAAUUUUUACUUUUCUAUAUUGUGAUAUUCCUCUUUAAAAAAUGGAAUGGACAAAUGAAAAAAUUAUCAGUUUCAUUAAUGAAAUAGAGAUGAGGCCAGUCAUGUGGGAUGUGUGUCAUGUGGACUAUAAAAAUAGAAAUAAAAAACAUGACGCAAUGAAUAAGAUUAGUGAAAUUUUCAAGUGUGACACAACAGAGGUUCUGCGGAAAUGGAAGAUAAUAUUGGCACAGUUUCGACGGGAGAAACAAAAAAUUAAAGCUUCAAAACGUACGGGUUCUGCAGCUUCUGAAGUGUACAUCCCAAAGUGGUUCGGAUUUCAACACUUGGAAUUUUUAAACGACAGAGAUGAGCCCAAUGAAAGCAUAAACACACUAGACGACAUAAAUGAUCAGUUAACUGAAAUGCAACAACAAGGUGGAGAAGAACUGUUUACUGAAAAUGAACAAGUGGCAAAGGAAUCUGUUGAUACCUCACUACAAUCAAUCUACCAAUCAAGCGUUCUACAGCUAAAAGACAGCGACUACACAAUAAAAACGAUGCAAUGGUAUCAGAAGCCUAUGAAGUCAUGA
Messenger RNA from Nilaparvata lugens (brown planthopper), 584 nucleotides. RefSeq lists its product as uncharacterized. The record is from RefSeq and is a predicted model, not a curated record. The transcript has 2 exons. The coding region runs from base 57 to 584 and encodes 175 amino acids. Lineage: Eukaryota; Metazoa; Arthropoda; Insecta; Hemiptera; Delphacidae.